Molecule: messenger RNA, 3582 nt
Organism: Dryobates pubescens (Downy woodpecker)
Lineage: Eukaryota; Metazoa; Chordata; Aves; Piciformes; Picidae
Gene: EXOC8
Product: exocyst complex component 8
Exons: 2
Coding region: 86-2212 (708 amino acids)
Biological process (GO): Golgi to plasma membrane transport; exocytosis; intracellular protein localization
Cellular component (GO): exocyst
Source: RefSeq, a predicted model, not a curated record
GGUGAGGUCCCCGCGCUUGCGCAGUUGGCGCGGAAACGCGGCGCAGACGGCGGUAGGGACGGUGGGGCGGCUGGAGGUAGUAGCGAUGGCGCUAGCAGUGGGCGAAGGCGGCGGGAGCCGGCUACGGCGGCAGCUGGAGUCGGGGGGCUUUGCGGCUGGAGAGUAUGUGAAGCAGCUGUCGCAGCAGUCAGACGGGGACCGGGACUUGCAGGAACACCGGCAGCGCAUUCAGGCGCUGAGCGAGGAGACGGCCCAGAGCCUGAAGCGCAAUGUCUACCAGAACUACCGGCAAUUCAUUGAGACGGCGCGGGAGAUCAGCUACUUGGAAAGCGAGAUGUACCAGCUCAGCCACAUCCUCACUGAGCAGAAGGGCAUCAUGGAGGCCGUCACUCAGGCCCUGCUUCUCCAGGCCGACCGCGACGACCCCACCCUGGGCGCCCGCCGCGCCGCCGCCGCCGACCCGUUCCUGCCGCUGUCAGCCAAGGAGGCAGCAGCCAGCGAGGAGGGACGGCAGCGCACGCUUACCACCCUUCUGGAGAAAGUGGAAGGCUGCCGCGACCUUCUACCUGAGAGCCCCGGCAAGUACCUGGUCUACAACGGCGAUCUGGUGGAGUACGAUGCCGACCACAUGGCCCAGAUCCAGCGGGUGCACGCCUUCCUUAUGAACGACUGCCUGCUUGUGGCCACUGCCUUGCCCAACCGCCGCGGCGCCUACCGCUACGACGCACUCUACCCCCUCGACGGGCUGGCUGUGGUCAACGUUAAGGACAACCCGCCCAUGAAGGACAUGUUCAAACUGCUUAUGUUCCCUGAGAGCCGCAUCUUCCAGGCCGAGAAUGCCAAGAUUAAGAAGGAGUGGCUGGAGGUGCUGGAGGAGACUAAGCGCAACCGGGCCCUCAGUGAGAAGCGACGCCUGGAACAGGAGGCUUUACCCCGGCCUGCCCCGACACCUCCUGAAUCCACCAACCCCUUUGAGGAGGAUGAGGAUGAGGAAAAAGAAGAGCCUUCUACUGAGGAAGAGGUGGUUGACCUUUCACUGGAGUGGAUCCAGGAGCUGCCUGAGGACCUGGAUGUCUGCAUUGCUCAGCGGGACUUUGAGGGGGCAGUGGACCUCUUGGAUAAACUCAACGAAUACCUGGGGGAUAAGCCUGUGAGCCAGCCCGUGAAGGAGCUGCGGGCCAAGGUGGAUGAGAGGGUACGGCAGCUUACAGAUGUGCUGGUGUUUGAGCUGUCCCCAGACCGCUCACUGCGGGGAGGGCCACGGGCCACCCGCCGAGCCGUGUCCCAGCUCAUUCGCUUGGGUCAGUCCACCAAGGCCUGUGAGCUCUUCCUGAAGAACCGGGCAGCUGCGGUGCAGACAGCCAUCCGACAGCUGCGUAUUGAGGGUGCCACGCUGCUGUACAUCCACAAGCUCUGCCACGUCUUCUUCACCAGCCUUCUAGAGACAGCAAAAGAGUUUGAGACAGACUUCGCCGGCAACAAUGGCUGCUACUCGGCAUUUGUUGUCUGGGCCCGCUCUUCCAUGAAGAUGUUUGUGGAUGCCUUCAGUAAGCAAGUAUUUGAUAGUAAAGAGAGCUUGUCAACCGCAGCAGAAUGUGUCAAGGUAGCUAAAGAGCACUGCAAGCAGCUUAGCGAGAUUGGACUGGAUCUCACCUUCAUCAUUCAUGCCCUUCUGGUAAAGGAUAUCAAAGGUGCUUUACAGAGCUACAAGGAUAUCAUCAUCGAGGCCACCAAGCACCGCAACUCUGAGGAGAUGUGGAGAAAGAUGAACCUAAUGACCCCAGAGGCACUUGGGAAACUCAGGGAGGAGAUGAGGAGCUGCGGUGUGGGCAAUUUUGACCAAUAUACAGGUGAUGACUGCUGGGUCAACCUUAGUUACACUGUAGUAGCUUUCACUAAGCAGACUAUGGCCUUCUUGGAGGAAGCAUUAAAGCUUUACUUUCCUGAACUGCAUAUGGUUCUUUUGGAGAGUCUCGUGGAAAUCAUCCUGGUGGCUGUCCAGCAUGUGGAUUAUAGCUUACGCUGUGAACAGGACCCUGAGAAGAAAGCAUUCAUUAGGCAGAAUGCAUCCUUCCUGUAUGAAACUGUCCUUCCUGUUGUGGAAAAAAGAUUUGAGGAAGGAGUUGGAAAGCCAGCCAAGCAGCUACAGGAUCUGAGAAAUGCUUCAAGAUUGAUGCGUGUAAAUCCAGAAAGCACCACCUCUGUGGUAUGAAGUGACCUAACUGUUCUUAAGAACAGAAUGUGAAAGCACUUAAUGAAAAUGUUGUACAUUGAAUAUAUGAACUAAAUGUUUUUCUUGAUUCCCUGAAAUUUGCAGAAGUCUAACUGCUGCAUUUCAGAAGAUGAAGACUUACAAUCAAAGCCUGCAAGGAUGCAAUGCUUUUCUUGAUGGACAGGGGGUAGGAGAGUGAGGAAUGAAGUCAAGGUCACAUCCUUGGAGAGCAUAUCCUGUAAGAAUGGUUUAUGUAGGGUUAGUAACUUGGAAAAUCUAUAAUACACAAUUUCUGGUCAAAACUUUGUGAAAGUCUUAAAUAUAUGUACAUCAUAGCAGAAGAUAAUUUUGCAUUGUGUCACUCUAGGAUUCUUUUUUUAAGGCAGUGUUCUCAUAGAAAGGAAAGUGCUGAAGUGCUCUGAGGGUGUGGUAGUCAAUGAGGCAUGUCCACCAUCCAGAUGUGACUCAGCACUGCGGAAAAGCAACAUGGAUUUGCAUGGUCUGAUUUGUUUGGUAGCAAGGUAGACUCUCCACUAUCUCCAGCAUUCAAAUUCUUUCCAUUCAUUCAAUUUAUUGUGUUUUUUUGGUACAGGUUUUUUGUGUUUGGUUGAAAGGGCUGCUAUUUAAGCUGGCCUGUCAUCUUAAAUUACAGUGCUCUCAGAUCAAACUUUCUGCUGUCAGAAACAUUUGUUCCUUUCAGAGGAGAAUUGAGAUUAAUCUUCUCUUCACCUUUUGUGUUCCUCUUCCUUGUUUUCUCAUGGACUUCAUUGAAGGCAAGUCCACUUGGUGAAGUAUACAUUCUUGCUUGAGGUGCUGUCCUAAAUGCAUUAUGGGCCAUUACUGACAGAAACCAUAGAGAAGAGGCAUAAAUGCUGUUGAGAUCUACUGGGCAGGGAGAGGGUCUGAAGUUACUUUUCCAUUUGGAAGGAACAGAAUGUUAGUUUUUCUGUACAGAAGCAUGGCAGAAUAGAGAGACCAGGAGUGAGGCUUUUUGUAAAUGAUGCAGUCUUCAAAAUGCACAGCCUUCCAGGUAAAUAUUAGUAUUGUUUCCUAUAUUUCAGCAAUAACCAAGAAUAAUUCUCCUUUUAGCAGAAAACACAAGGACUGUAUUUGGUUGGGAACUCUGAUAUAGAUGGGGGAACAUUAUGCAAAUGCUUGUAUGUUUGGAUUGAGUGGUGAUGGCUGUCUUGUUUAAUACUUGUCUCUGAAAAUAAAAUAAGCCAAGUCUUGUGUAGAGGCUGGCUUUAGUGUCAGCAUCAUCUUCUAAGCCAUGUAAACUUAUUCCUCUUUGCUGCAGGCUUUCUUAGUUGUGAGAAAUUCAUGUGUUGUGGUUUGAUCCCAACCAGGUGGCAGCAAAGCACCAUGCAGCU